Molecule: messenger RNA, 3477 nt
Organism: Clavispora lusitaniae ATCC 42720
Lineage: Eukaryota; Fungi; Ascomycota; Pichiomycetes; Serinales; Metschnikowiaceae
Gene: TAF145
Product: Taf145p
Biological process (GO): transcription by RNA polymerase II; RNA polymerase II preinitiation complex assembly
Cellular component (GO): transcription factor TFIID complex
Molecular function (GO): histone acetyltransferase activity; RNA polymerase II general transcription initiation factor activity; RNA polymerase II general transcription initiation factor binding
Source: RefSeq, a predicted model, not a curated record
AUGGCAGUCGGAGGUGGCGUUAAUAAUUCUUCCGGGGAAAAGGAUGAUCCUUACAGCCUGCUUUUAACGGGGAAUGUUGAUGUCCCCGACGAUAAAGUUAUCAAUGAUAUUUUCUCUGAAAGAACAACGAAACAUGCCGACGAUGCCAUAGAUUACGAAGACAUAGACGAGUUAGCGGAUGAAGACGAAGAAGAGUUACCUGAGAUCAAAAACGCUGAAGACAACGAUGAUUUGGAUGUUGGAGGUGCAGAGGAACAUAAUCUUCAGGAUAACGCAAACAAUGAGUUUGAUGCAUUAUUUGGAGAUGAAGAAGACGCAAAUGGUGAGCACGACCAUGGUUUCCAAGCUCCAGGGCACGAUGUUCUAGAUUCUCAUGUGGGUAUGGAUAUAUUGGAUGAUUUCAGCGGGAAUAUGGUCUACGAAGAUGAUGGGCUCCAUCAUUUGGAUUUGGGCUUUGAAGACGACAAGCCCGAAAGUAUGAAUGGCAAGGGCACAAUGAUGUCCCACGGCCUCAAAAAGAAGCGCAAAUCAUUAGAACAAAUCCAAGCUAAGAAAGAAAAGUUGAGGAAACUAGUUCAAGAUAUGGAAACUCGUCAGAAAGCCAGAAUGGUGUCUAAGUAUUUUCCAGAUUACAAACCAGAAAAACCAUACAACCACCACAAAAUGGUCCUUACAGAACCAAAGUUUUACGCGUACAAACGCCCGCCUAUAGCAUUUAAGCUGAACUUGAAACCUCUCAUACCAUUGAAAUUAUCGUUGGAGGUUGAGCCAGAUCAACGGAAAGCUUUCAGGUCCAAGAGAGAUAUGCUUGGCCUUACUUCCCAACAAACAGGGAUUACAUAUAUUUCACAGAAGGAUUUGGAUUUCAUUGCUAGUCUUGAAUCGGAUGGUGAUAGCAUUAUCAAGCUCACAAGUCUACCUUUUAUAAAACUGGACGGAAUUGAUGAUGAUAAGUUCAGUGAUUUCAGCAAGGAUCUCAUCUUAGCGACUGCUGACUGGGAUGACGAUUCCAUUCUUGAUGCCGGAGGCUCGGAUGAGGAACAUCAUGUAAACAGUGUCACCAAGAAGCCAAUUAGCGAAGAGUUGGAAAAUGAGGAAUUAAUUUACGAUGACGACAAUAUUUUUGAGGGUAAUGCUGCUCCUGAGAAAUUAGAGUUGAAUAUGAAUGAUCCAAAUCUUCUUUUUAUUCCCGACAAGAAGAAGUACGAAGUAACGAAAUCGAAGGCUGUUAUUCCUCUUGAUCAGAAAACGCUCCAAAUGAAGUUCAACAUUUCCAAUGAUCGCAGCUAUGAUAUUCUUAAGAGCAAUUAUAAUACGAAGGUCAGAAGCCAGUUGAGUAACUUGAAUAUCGAGCAUUCUCUUCCUGCAUUGCGUCUCCAGACCCCAUACUACAAGAUCAAACUUACUAAAGAGCAAGCGAGGGCUUUCCAUAGAGCAAAAUUCCAGGUGAGGCAGGGAUCUUUAAUAUGUUUUUCUAAACCCAAAGUGCGGAAAAAGAAGAAGGAUCGUGGAAAGACAGCGCAAGAGAUUUUCAGCCUGUCGGCUGACUUGACGACAACAGAUACAAGCCCUAUUAUUGCGAUGGAAUAUUCUGAAGAAGCACCGAAGAUUCUAUCAAACUUUGGUAUGGGAAGUAAGUUGAUUAAUUACUAUCGUAAGGAGAAAGAGGACGAUAAUUCUCGGCCAAAAGCCCCGCUUGGAGAAACUCAUGUCUUGGGUGUUGAGGACCGAUCACCAUUUUGGAACUUUGGACAUGUUGCUAAGGGCGACUUUGUGCCUACCCUUUACAACAACAUGAUCAGAGCACCUGUUUUCAAACAAGAAGCCAAAUCGACAGAUUUCCUUUUAAUUCGCUCUCAGGGUUGCGGAAAUCACCAAAGGUACUACUUAAAGAGGAUGGAUCACUUGUUCGCAGUGGGAAACAUAUUUCCGGCAGUGGAAGUACCAGCACCACAUUCCAGAAAAGUUACAAAUACAUCUAAGAACAGGUUGAAAAUGAUUGUGUUCCGUACUAUGAACAAAAAUGGUACGGCGAGAUUGUCGGUCAAAGAUAUCUCUCUGCAUUUUCCUGAUCAGAAUGACAUGCAAAACAGACAAAGAUUAAAAGAGUUUAUGGAAUAUCAAAGACAGGGAGAUGACCAGGGUUUCUGGAAGAUUAGGAAUAGUUCAACUGUCCCCACUGAAGAAGAAAUUAGAUCCAUGAUUACCCCGGAAGAUGUUGCAUUAUUAGAUAGUAUGCAACAUGGCCAACAGGUUUUGGACGAUAUCGACUCUUUAUUCAAUGACGAUUCACGUAAGGUUGAGGUUAAAAAGGAGAAGAAGGAGAAGGACAAGACGAAGGAUAAAGAAAAAGAAAAAGAGGAUGCCGACGCUGAAGACAAAGAACGGUCAGCUCAAGGUGAAAGGAAAAGGAGAGAUAAAGACGUUGACAUUGAUGAAACUAUUGAUGAAGGUCUGACGCCAUGGAGCUCGUCAAGAAGUUUCAUAAUAGCGAAUCAAACAAAAGCUAUGCUACAACUCAAUGGAGAGGGUGAUCCCUCCGGAAUUGGAUUGGGUUUUUCUCUAUUGCGGGCCACACAGAAGCAUGGUUUCAGACCAUUGUUCCCACCGCCGAAGGAGAGUGUGCCCAAAAACACAACUGCUUCUUAUCAGCAACGUCUUUACGAGGCGGAGGUAUCGCGCAUUUGGUAUGCUCAGAGAAGUUCUUUGACGGUUGACAAUCGUGAAGGACAUACUCUUGAAGAUAUCUACAAAGAGUAUAAACCAGCAAACCAUGAUGAAUACUUUAAGAGUAAGUUUGAAAAAGAGAAGGAGGAUAGGGUCAAAAAUGAGGGCCCACAAAGUGCUAAACGCAAUGUUUUGAAAAUCACACGUUUAGUCAGAGACGAAAAUGACGUUGUGCAACGUAAAGUUGAGUAUGUUCAUGAUCCUCGUCUAAUCAAGGCAUACAUCAAGCGCAAGAAGCGCAUUGAAGGUGACAAGAUGUCGAUGGUCGAUGUGAAUGAAAUUCUUCCUACUAAUGAUGCAGAGAUGAACAAGAUUCGUCGCCGGGCUUUGGAGGAAAAGAUUGCGAACUUGCAAAAAAGAGCCAAGCUUAGUAAAGGUAGAAAACCUCAUAAGGACCCACUACAUCUUGCGGCAGCUGCUGGUGGCACCAUUAUUGAUGCGAACACGGUCUUGCUUCCUGACGGUUCUAUUGCCUUUGGUGGUAAAGGUAUAGGAAAGGGUAAAAGUACUACAAGAAGGUGUGCAUCAUGUGGUGCCUUUGGCCACAUCAGAACAAACAAAGCAUGUCCUUUGUAUGCGCAUACUAAGGGUGGUACCGUACAGAUUCCCCAGGAACAGAAAGAUAUUUUACUUGCUCAAAUCAAGAGCGAGAAAAAAGCCGCUGGAGCUGAAACAGCGACACCCUCUAAUGUGGGAACUCCGGUUUUGCCUGAGGAUACGGAAGGUCUGCCUUCUGCUCCACAGACUUGA